AUGCAGGACGUCAUCGUUGGAUACGACGAUCCCAAGGACUAUGUCAAAGACACUCUCACGAAUCAUACAUACUUUGGAUGCAUCGUUGGAAGAUAUGCAAACAGGAUUAAAAACGGAACAUUCGAGUUGGAUGGAACUACCUACCAUACCCCUAAAAACGAACUAAACAAAACACAAACACUGCAUGGCGGAGUCGUUGGGUAUGACCAGCGAAACUGGACCGUCACUGCUCUCUCAAAUAGCUCUAUAACCUUCAGCUUAUUGGACAAGGGCUAUGAAAAUUUCCCGGGGGAUGUUAUCAACCAUGCCACCUUCAGCGUCAAUUCUUCCUAUGGCACCAAUGAUUCCAACCCACAAGCGCAGUUUAGUGCCCGCACCGUUUCCCUCUCCUUGACAGAAAGGACCCCUAUAAUGCUGUCACCUCAUAUAUACUGGAACCUAAACGCUUUCAAAAACGAAACUUUACUGGAGGAUACAUAUCUCCAUAUGCCGUUAUCUAGCCGAUAUGUGGAAGUGGACUCGCGACUCAUUCCAACUGGUGAAAUAGGCCAGGUUUCGUCGUCUCCAAAUGGUACUCUUGACUUCACGAAAAGGAAAUUAAUCGGAAAAAAUAUCAAGGCUGCCGAGGGGGUUUGUGGCGCGAACUGUACCGGAUACGAUAACUGCUUCAUCGUGGAUCGGCCCAAUAACGCAUCUAACUGGACAUCUUCUCCCGAAACUAUGGUACCUGCUUUGAAUAUGAUUUCUACGACCACUGGAAUUAGCAUGCUGGUUACGACAAACCAACAGGCAAUCCAAAUAUAUUCAUGUAAUGACCAAAAUGGCACCAUCCCUGUUAAAAAAUCGCAGGUGGCAAGAAACCAGGCUAAUGGCGGCGGAAAUGGCACGGCUAUCGAUAAGAUUGCACAGUAUGGCUGCCUUGUCAUUGAAACAGAGGGAUGGAUUGACGGCAUCAAUAACCCCAUGUGGGAGCAGGAAAACUUUCAAAUAUUCUCCCCUGAAUCAGGCCCUGCAGUAAACUGGGCAACUUAUCUGUUUGGAACUACUCAACCAGGUUCCCAGUAA
Arthroderma uncinatum is the source of this 1065-nucleotide messenger RNA. RefSeq names its product aldose 1-epimerase. The transcript has a single exon. Gene Ontology annotation, molecular function: aldose 1-epimerase activity; carbohydrate binding. Bases 1 to 1065 code for a protein of 354 amino acids. The record is from RefSeq and is a predicted model, not a curated record. NCBI's taxonomy places the organism in Eukaryota, Fungi, Ascomycota, Eurotiomycetes, Onygenales, Arthrodermataceae. Gene Ontology annotation, biological process: beta-D-galactose catabolic process via UDP-galactose, Leloir pathway; glucose metabolic process.